AUGCACUUCACCACCCCACUCCUCAGCCUCGCGGCCCUCAUCCCCCUGGCCUCAGCCGUAGGCAAUGCCGUCGUGACAAACAACUGCGCCGCCCCAGUCUACCUCUGGUCCGUCGGCGGCUCUGUCGGCCCCAAGCAGACCAUCCAGCCGGGCAAGUCCUACUCUGAAGCCCUGCACCACGAUCCCGCGUCCGGCGGCAUCUCGCUCAAGAUCACUCGUACCGACAACGGGCUCUACGACGGCAGCCCGCAGCUCAACUACGCGUAUACCCUCGACGGCCAGACCGUCUGGUACGACAUGAGCGAUGUCUUCGGCGAUCCGUUCUCCGGGAGCGCUCUUGUCGUGAAACCGGCUACAGCGACUUGCCCGUCCAUUUGCUGGGCGAACGGCGUUCCCCCUGGUGGUAGCCAGGUCAAGAACUGCGGAGCGAAUGGGGAUAUUGUGCUUACGCUUUGUGCAAAGAGUUGUUAG
Aspergillus udagawae is the source of this 471-nucleotide messenger RNA. Its product is annotated as putative BYS1 domain protein. The transcript has a single exon. The record is from RefSeq and is a predicted model, not a curated record. Lineage: Eukaryota; Fungi; Ascomycota; Eurotiomycetes; Eurotiales; Aspergillaceae. Bases 1 to 471 code for a protein of 156 amino acids.